CAUAGAGGAUGGUUUUGGGGGAGCGCUUGGUUUUCUCCAGCGAAAAAGAAGGGAACACUGCUUUUGGCCAUGGGGAACGCUUGGUCUGCUCCGGAGAGAACGAAGCUGCGCAAGAAAAUGGCGGAGCAGCUGAUGGACAAAGGGAACCCUAGCCUCCCAUGGGAGCUGAUAGUGGAGAUUCUUUCAUGGCUGCCGGUCAAGUCGUUGGGCCGCUUCAGGUGUGUAUCUAAGCCAUGGAAUGCUCUCAUCGCUGACCCUAAUUUUAUCAAAAUGCACUUUAACAAAACUUCUGAGAACGAUGAUGUGUUCUACCAAAGACGAAGACUCAUCUUCAAUGAGCCAGGUUGUUGUUCCCUUUACUCUGUUAACCUCGACCAGUUAAUUCUGAAUCAGAAUAAUGAUCAUGGUGCUGAUGAUUUGAUUGCCCCUGAGGCCCAAUUGGUUUGCGGUGACCUACCAUCUUACAGGGUUGUAGACCUGUUUUACUGUGAUGGUUUGUUGUUGUGCAAGCUAGCUGAAAUGCCAAUGACGAUAUAUCUGGUUAACCCAACUACCGGGGAAUCCGAGGAACUGCCAGAGGCACCAGAUAAUAUACAACACCUGGGUUUUGGAUUUGAUCACUCCACUGAUGAUUACAAGGUGGUUUCUGCUGUGUUUUACGAUAUGCUUGUGUUUUGUGUCUAUUCGUUGAAAACCGGUUCAUGGGAAGAGCUUGAGUGUUCACUUCCCUAUUCUGGGGCAUAUACCUUUCAUGCUGUCCUGCUCAAUGGAACUCUUCAUUGGAUAAUGGAAACACCAGACCAGACAUCCAUGAUUGUAGCUUUCCUUUUAGAAGAGGAGCAAGCUGGAGAAAUUCCUUUGCCGGUUGAGUAUUCCAGUGAUGCGGGAGAUUGUGUGUUGGGGGUCUUCAGGGACUGCCUAUGUUUAACACAUUGUAGUGAUGAAAGAACUUAUAAUGAGUUUUGGGUCAUGAAUGAAUAUGGAGAGGGGCAGUCGUGGACUAAGAUAAAGAUCUCCAUCCCUUAUUCCGAAUUAUCACUGUCAGGUUUUUGGAAGGAAAAUCAUGAUCUGUUGGUGUUCCAGAAGCAAUUGGUUAUGUACAAUUUUAAGGAACAAGGCUUUUGCAAUCUAUCAAUCCCUGGAUUUCCCCAUGUUGAUUGCAUAGGAACCUACUUGGAGAGUCUUGUUUCACCGAAUUACUAUGGCAUUACUGAUCGAGAACUUUAAGCAUAAGGCAAAUGCAGAUAGAAGAGGGGCAGAUCUGUUUUCUCCAGAAGACAUUAGGUUCCUUUUCUGGUUCUAGAAGAAAUUAUCUUGAAGACCCAAAAAUUGGUUGGUUUGGCUGGCUAUCGUAGGAUGUACCGGGCAAUUGGAUUAUCAAGUGUCAUACCUGAAGGCCCAAGUUUGACUGGCCCAGCUCCAAAAACAACUGCAAGUCAAGUCCUGACGAGUUCUGCCCGGAGUCUGACUCAGCAUUAACACACAACUUACAUUUUGUUAAGACACGCAGGCCACACUUUCUAGUUGUUCCCGAGGAAAUGUGGCUGGAAAAAAAUGAGGGAGCAGCUGAUGGAAACCCUAACUUCCCAAAGGAGAUAAUAGGUGAUGGGCUGCCAGUUGUUGUUAUGCCGCUUCAGUCAGAAUCUUUCAAUUUAUGGAUUUCCCAAAGUUGGUAGAGCUGGGAUGUACAGGGAGAGCCUUGCUUCACCCGUUACCUUACGUUAUUGAAUGAGAAUAUUAAGCAUGAGACAACUGUAGAUAGGAGAGGUAAAGAAGGUAAAUCCACUCAAAUCUCUUUCUAGACUUUCUUGAAUGUUAAAAAUUGUUGCUGUAUUUUUGGUGCAUGACUGAAUAAGGUUUUAAUAGUUCUACCAUUGUUUGAUGGUCCCUGUGUUGAAUACAAAUGCUUAGCUUGUACUUUGACUAAAAGGAGUCGGAAGAAGUUGCUUCGAUCACCGCACAUAUGAGCUUACAUUGUUUUGUUAGAUGAAUUUUUGUGGUUUUAGUUUUGUCAUGUCAGUUUGUUUCAGCCUGGAAAUUAUUCAAAGAUAGUAUAAAUAUUAGGCAGGAUUUGUUAUGCGUUUUUUUGUCACCAUUAUACUGUAGUAUUUCCGAACAUAAUAAUGUUUUCGUGCCAAAUAUUUAUCUGCUAAUUUUUUUUUCCAUGAUUUGACUUUCCUUUUGUCCUUCUAGAGCUAGGUACUCAAUAGGAAACAGCAAAUUUUUGGGAAUGUUUUGAAGUGCUUAUGUUUAAGAACUUUUGCUCAGUAGCACCUUUUGUUAGAGGCACAUAGAAAGUUUCCUCAAAUGCUCAAGUGGUUUUGCAGAUUCACUUGACAAUGCUUUCGGAUAAGGAACCUAUUAUUGUUUCUUGAUCAGGAAGCACUAAAAGUUUCUCCAAAAAGAAUUCUUAUCUAUUUUUGCCGAAGAUUAACCGUUUUAGGUAUCUAAAAGUUUCUUUCAAUAUAUCAAAAGCACAUCCAAACAUACCCUUCUUGUUAGAUGUGGUAGCUGGGCUCAUAGAUACAAGUCCUUGAUGUUAUAUAUUGGCUAGCCUCGUACUACUCACAUCUCUCACUCAUUUUGGGUGUUUCUGUUAGAUUGGCUUUGUAAGGAAAUCAAGGAGUCAAAAGAAUCCUGUUGUGAAUUCCUGAGACGUUGUCAUUGCUUUUUCCUUUUUACCUUUGGCUUUUAAUAAGUACCUCAUGUCAUUUAUUCCUGGCUCUUGUACUAGUCAUGGCCAAAUUUUUGGGGAAUGAAUUUUUUCUAUUGUAGGUUGAUCAUCCUUUAUUCUUUAUUUUCAUCAAUGAUUUUGCUAACUGAUUGCAUGUAAUUUGUUGAGGAAAUGGUGGAUUGUCCUCCCCUGCCAGCGUGGUUGUUUUCAUCACUUGCACCCUUGUCUCGUAAGGGGCAAAUAUGGAUUCACCAUAGGAAAUGAGCUUCAAGACUCCAGAAGUGGUUGGUUUAGCUAUAGUAGUGAUGUACAAGAACAAAACUUUUCUCAUAGUUCUCUGUAACACUCAUUUCCCAUUACAUCUUAGGGAUUCAGAUGAAGUGAUUCCAAAUGUUUGAAUCCAGUUGACAAUAUGUUUACAUUGUUUAUUUAUACUAUUACAGUCCAUGUAUCAGAAGAAUAAAAUAAAUGAAUUUCAAAUGAUUCCGUGCA
Molecule: messenger RNA, 3166 nt
Organism: Prunus persica (peach)
Lineage: Eukaryota; Viridiplantae; Streptophyta; Magnoliopsida; Rosales; Rosaceae
Product: F-box/kelch-repeat protein At3g06240
Exons: 5
Coding region: 70-1227 (385 amino acids)
Molecular function (GO): protein binding
Source: RefSeq, a predicted model, not a curated record